Molecule: messenger RNA, 1077 nt
Organism: Gordionus sp. m RMFG-2023
Lineage: Eukaryota; Metazoa; Nematomorpha; Gordioida; Chordodea; Parachordodidae
Product: annexin A4-like
Exons: 10
Coding region: 42-1049 (335 amino acids)
Cellular component (GO): cytoplasm
Molecular function (GO): calcium ion binding; calcium-dependent phospholipid binding
Source: RefSeq, a predicted model, not a curated record
UCAAAAAAGCAAAUGCUCAAGAAAUACCGGGUGAAGAUGAUAUGAGUGUUGAUAGCAAUCAAGGACCUUUUAUAGCUGCUGGCAGACAAUUUCAUGGAACUGUGAAGGAUUUUUCCCCGUUUGACGCUAAGGUAGACGCUCAAAAACUUAGAAAAGCUAUGAAGGGAAUAGGUACGGAUGAAAAUACGGUUAUCAAUAUUUUGACCAAACGAUCCGAAAAACAGAGGCAGGAGAUUAUAAAAGCUUAUAAGACUCUCUAUCGAAAGAACUUACAAUCUUCUGUUAAAGGUGAUUUCUCCGGCAUAACAAAGGAAGCCUUACUUGCUUUAUUAUACCCACGUGAUACUUACUUGGCAGUACUUUUGCAUCAAGCGGUCAAGGGAGUUGGCACAGAUUUGGGGGAAAUAGCGGAAGUAAUAUGUUCUCUUAGCCCACAAGAAUUGGAAAUGGUUCAAAGAGCUUAUAAACAAGAAUAUAAAAAAGAAUUGGCUAAGGCAAUUGGAAGUGAUACUUCUGGAGAUGUCAAAACUCUACUCUUGGAUUAUAUUAAAGGUAAUAGAAUGGGCCCGAGAUCGCCGGGAGAAAUCGAGGCAGAUGCCAAAAUUCUCCAGACUAAGGGCUUUAAAAAUAUUAGCGGCAAAGGCGGUGUGGCCGAAAUUUUAUCUACUAGGAAUCAGCAAGAUCUUCAAAAAAUUUUUGCCAAAUAUCAAGCUAAUACCAAAAAAAGUGUGUUAUCCCAAAUUAAUUCGGACUUGACACUUAAAGUGACGGAUUCCGGAAAAACUAAGAAAGUGCUACAAAAUUUAGUACAAUGCAUCAAUAAUCCCCCUGAAUACUAUGCAAAACGAAUCAAAGCCACUCUCUGGGGUCCAGGUACCAAAGAUCACAAACUAUUAAGAUUAAUAAUCGCUAGAAGUGAAAUAGAUCUUGCAGCAAUUAAGGAAGCUUAUCAAAGACUCUACAAAAAACCAUUAAAGAAAGCUGUAGAUUCCGACACUACAAGAAAAUUUCAAAAGGUCUUAGAUGGGCUUAUAGUAGGAAACGUUUGAGAAAAAAAAUGAGCACGCUUUGCUGGCC